CAUUUGACAAUAACUUAAUGUUUUCAUCCAUCAUAAAAAAUCACAUUUACUCACUGAUUUUAUGCGCCAUACUCUUCCGAGUUUAAAUGAUGAAACAAGCUAUGAGUUCUGUCUGCAGGCAUGAUUUUUAUAGAUUAUUGACUGAAUAAUUAUGUAAGCUAUAACAGUCAUAUGGGUGGAACUGAGCAACUUAUAUUCAUCUUUAUUGCCUUUAAGUUGUGCAUCUACGUGUGAAUUAGUGUAAAUGUCUGUUACCUAUUAAAUUUUGAGAAACAUAUCACAUUAUGCCUUGAACGUCAUUGUUUUCAUCAGUAAUGACGUCCAAAGCAAUUUGGCUGCUACGUAAAGACCGCGGCCCCUUUAAUUGGGAACGUAGCUGACGUGCUUCGUGCGUCAUCGCGUACUUUAGCAAAACAACCCGCGGUCAAGGUCCAUGAAGCACUUGAUGUAGGAAAGAGAUGUAAGUCACUGAUUCAGCGAGCAUUUCUCAGACUUACAGAUCUUUUUUCAGCAAGACGAGGGUUUUGUUUUGCUAAAACCAGACUGUAUAAGUUCUUAUUGUUUUAGUCAGCGGCUGUCAUGAGAUGAAACAUGAUUAGUGUUCCGGAUAGGAUCUGCCUUUGGGUGUCUGAAGAUCCACAGAAAGAUGAUCUACAUUGUAAUGGGAGUCUCGGGCUGUGGAAAAAGCAGCUUUGGGGCUUUUCUUUCAGAAAAGGUAACUUUCUACUCACAUAUACCUCUCCAAUCAUGCUUGUGCCCACACAUUACCUCAUCCUCACCUGUUUCCAUUCAUCAGCUGGGCUGGCCUCUGUAUGAAGGGGAUGACUUCCACCCACAGGAGAACGUUGAGAAGAUGGCUCGGGGCGAACCGCUCACAGACAAGGACAGAUUGCCUUGGCUUCUCAAACUACAUGAAGUCAUUCAGAGGGAAAGGUGUUCAGGCUCUGAUGCUGUUGUGGUGUGCUCCGCCCUGAAGUGCCACUACAGACAGAUCCUGCUUUAUGGCUCCAAAGCCCUCACUUUCUCUUCCAGUCCAGACCAAGAAAUCCUGCCUCCCAUUACUGCUGAUGUCUUUUUUCUCUUUCUACAUGGCGACUAUGAUCUCAUUCACCAGAGGAUGAAGUCCCGAAGGGGACAUUACAUGAAAGCAGACCUGCUGCGUUCCCAGUUUGAUGUUUUAGAGCCUCCGUUGGAAGGGGAGAAUGUGUUGUCACUGGACAUCAGGAGGAGCAUUACUGAUAUGGCCAUGGAGGUCGAAAAGCACAUUAUUGGCCUAAAGUCCUCACCAGUGAUGCCAUAACCACCACAGCAGACCAAAAGAGAGUACAUCAUCAUCAUAACAUUUUUCAUCUGUUUUUAGGGAUGGCAAUGUCGGUCUUCUCAGUAGGUUCACCACAGACUGAAAUCUCAACACCUACUGGACAGAUAUUCAUGGUGCCCAUAGGAGGAAGCCUCUGACUUUUCCUCUAGCGCCCCCGGCAGGUCUAAGAUUUCACUUUUUUGUUGAAAUAUUCCAACACCAACAUCUACUUGAUGGAUUGGCACAAAAGUUUGUGCAGACAGUUAUGGUUCCCUGAUGAUGAAUUUUCAUGACUGUGGUGAUCCCUGAUUUUCUUCUAGUGCCACCAUAAGGUUAACAUUUUUGGCUUUUAUUAAAGUACACUAGAAAACAAAACUGAUUACCCCUCAAUAUCACUAACAUGUUAAAUGAUUCAAAAUUGUACCAUCUUACAAUAAUUGUAUUAUUUUUCAUUUGAAGUGAAGGGUAUUGAUCUUGCCUAAUUAAAAAAGCUUAGCUACAAGCCAAAACAACCUCAAUGCAACAAAAGUGAUGACACCUGUAAUUGUGGUAUGGACAUUGACUCACUACAGCAUGGAUUGUAAUAACUGGUAAUCCCCUGACCUUUCUUCUAGUGCCAUCACCAGGUCAAAAGUUUAAUUUGUCAAAUACUUCAUGUUUGUGGCCAAAUACAUGCAAAGUAAUGACAUUUCCAUCAUCCUCAGCUAUACUUCAAAUGUUAGCACGCUAACACCCUAAACUAAGAUGAAGAACAUGAUAGGGAGAUUGCAGGGCCUUUGAUAGCAUGCAAACAUUCACAUUUAGCUCUAAACAAUACUGUUUCUAAGUAGAGCUUCUCAGAGCAGCUAGUGGACUUUUCAUCUUGUUAUGAUCCAACAAUCAUGUCCAUUCCAUAUCUCAGCGAAGGUGAAAGGGAAAUCACUGUCACCAUGGAGGUGCAAAAUCACAGAGCAGCUUGCGGAGCAGUGGGAAUUUUGGUUUGAUCUACUCAUUAGCACUUCAGUAGAGAAUGAAGUACAUAAUCUGUGUGAUCCUGGGGUGCAUCUGUGAUUCUGAAAACAACUCAUUAGCUAAAAACUUUGCAAACACGGCCUUAAGUGCCGUUCCAGGAUAUGCAGCAGAGUGUUGGGACCAAAAGGGUCGUUUUGUUUUUAUGUUUUUUUGUAUAUAAUAUAAUUUGCCACAAAGAAAAAAGGUCCACCUGUGCAGCUGAAGAGAGAAAGAGGGUAUUAGCUCUUAUGAAGAGGUUUGUGGAAGUAUUGUAAAAGUUUGCACUAUGAAGAUUCAGUGUUUUCACAGUAAUUUUGUUGUCUAAUAUCGUCUUAUAUCUUUGACGGCAUUAUAAUGGACAAAUACCAAGGGAACAUUUUUAAUCCAAAAGAACAAAAGGCAAACACGUUUUAAAAGAAAAUGAACCUGACCAUGCACAUAUAAACACAUAUAAAGGUCUUUACUGAUAAGAUGAGCUUGUAUGAAUUUUGUUACAGUUUGUAACAGACGGGCAACAUUUACAGAGGAAAAUUGGCUUUUGGCUGCAACUAAUAGUAAUUUUCAGUAAUGAUUAAUUUGCCUGUUUUUUUUCUUGGUUUACUGAUGAACCUUUUGGUCUAUAAAAUAUCAGCAAAUGGUGAAAAACUGAUCUUUAAUAGUUGAACUAAAUGCAUUGCAAUGCAAACUGUGAGUGUACAUUCUUUUUUUUGAUUUGUCUGUCAAACUUUCUGAAGCCAACCCAAAGAUAUUCAGUUUAAUCACAAAUAAAAUCUUCUCAAUCCAGAAGCGGAAAUUUAUCUCUGGAAAUGUUAUCUCGGUUUUGCUUGAAAAACUGUAUCAAUUUCAAAUAAGCUGACGAUUAAUUUUUAUGUUGUGUAACAGAUUUAUCGACUUAUCACUUCAGAUAUACAGAAAGUUAAUUUAUAUGUUUGUAUAACUUUGUCUCGGGUCGGUUUAGAGGAAAGCUAACUGGUGAAAAGGAGAAUCCACAGCCUGUGGAAGCACAUAUGUCUCUGCCACCAACUGUAUUGACUCACCACUUCUGCUUCACCUAACACGGAUUUUAACACUGGG
Messenger RNA from Seriola aureovittata, 3364 nucleotides. Its product is annotated as probable gluconokinase. The record is from RefSeq and is a predicted model, not a curated record. Gene Ontology annotation, molecular function: gluconokinase activity. Lineage: Eukaryota; Metazoa; Chordata; Actinopteri; Carangiformes; Carangidae. Gene Ontology annotation, cellular component: cytoplasm. The transcript has 5 exons. The coding region runs from base 647 to 1300 and encodes 217 amino acids.